Molecule: messenger RNA, 2457 nt
Organism: Brassica napus (rape)
Lineage: Eukaryota; Viridiplantae; Streptophyta; Magnoliopsida; Brassicales; Brassicaceae
Exons: 1
Coding region: 1-2457 (818 amino acids)
Molecular function (GO): RNA-DNA hybrid ribonuclease activity; nucleic acid binding
Source: RefSeq, a predicted model, not a curated record
AUGGAAAAGCUAAUAUCGGAGAAUCAAUCAGCGUUCGUCCCGAGUAGAGCAAUUGGAGAUAAUAUCCUUAUUACUCAUGAAGUGUUGCACACGUUGAAGACGUCAAAAGCUGAGAAGAGAGUGGCGAUGGCCGUUAAGACGGACAUGAGCAAAGCAUACGACCGCCUCGAAUGGAACUUCAUCUCUGCAGUGCUUGAGAGACUCGGAUUUCACCAUCUCUGGAUUGGUUUGAUCAUGCAGUGUAUCUCGUCAGUUACAUAUUCCUUCCUCAUCAACGGUUCACCUAGAGGAAAGGUUAUACCGAGCCGAGGAAUCUGCCAAGGCGAUCCCCUUUCACCCUACAUAUUCAUUCUUUGUAGUGAAGUGCUCUCGGGUCUUUGUAACAAAGCACAAGAAGAUGGCCUUAUCCAAGGGAUUCAAGUGUGUAGGGGGAGUCCCCGAAUCACCCAUCUGCUGUUUCCGGACGAUACUAUGUUUUUCCUUAAUGCAAACAAGGAAUCUACAGCUGCCCUCAAGACGAUCCUGGCGACAUACGAGGAGGCAUCUGGUCAGGUUGUUAACAGAGACAAAUCCUCUAUCACCUUCUCCCGUAAGGCGCCGGCUGAGCUCAAACAAAGAGUCCACCACGCACUGCAAAUCCACAAGGAGUGCGGGGUCGGAAAGUAUCUAGGAUUGCCGGAACAUUUUGGGCGACGUAAGAGAGAUAUAUUUUCUUCCUUGGUAGAUCGGAUUAAGCAAAAGGCGAGUGGUUGGUCAAAUAGAUAUCUAUCGACUGCCGGGAAACUUGUGAUGAUGCAGAGUGUACUUACCCCCAUCCCAUCACAUGCAAUGUCUUGCUUCAAAUUACCAAUCUCCUUGUGUAAGCGGAUCCAAUCCGCCUUAACACGAUUCUGGUGGGACGGAGGCGAUGGCAAACGGAAGAUGGCUUGGAUCGCAUGGGAGAAGCUAACCUUACCAAAAGGCAUGGGGGGAUUGGGAGUACGAGAUAUCCAAGCUUUUAACGAGGCCUUCUUAGCCAAGAUCAGUGUGCGGCUCAUGGAGAAACCAGAUGGUCUGUUGGGUCGAACCCUUCUACCUAAGUACUGUCCGGACGGAAACCUCCUGACCUGCACCGCCCCAAGCUCGGCCUCCCAUGGAUGGAAUAGUAUACUGGCAGGGAGAGAUCUCCUAAACAAAAACAUGGGCUGGGUGAUUGGUACUGGAAUGGAUGUUAUGAUAUGGGACGACCCUUGGCUAAGCCUAGAAACGCCGCUCAGACCCAUGGGCCCUGCUACACGGGAAACAGCUAGCCUUGUUGUGAAAGAUCUCAUUCAGCCUGGUACCGGAGGUUGGAACAGAACAGUCAUCCAAGCCAUUCUACCAUUUGAUGAAGACCAUAUCCUGGAGUUACAGCCAAGCAUUAAAGGGGCUGCGGAUGCACUUAGAUGGUUAGGAACAAAAGAUGGUGUAUAUUCGGUGAAAUCUGGCUACUACGCGGCCAUGGCUGAGGUAGUGGACGCGAUUCUUGAGGAUGAAGCGACCUCUGAAUUUGACUGGAAAAAGACAGUUUGGAAUUUGAAAUUAGCGCCUAAAAUUAAAAUGUUUACCUGGAAGAGCCUGAAGGGAAUCCUUCCGGUGGGCGAAACACUGGUAGCUCGACACAUCAACGUGGACCCGCGAUGCAAACGAUGCGGAGGCUCGGAAUCUAUCAAUCAUCUCUUGUUUCAUUGCCUCUUUGCGAGAGAAGUGUGGAAUCACUCCCCACUUGCAGGAAGCUUUGACAUUAGCGGAUUGACAGAUUUGAGAGCGGAUUGGGCGGAGAUGCACUCCCUCGGCUGCUUACCUCCAACAGGUCUCAUAUCUACACCUUUAGUCCCAUGGAUCUUUUGGUCCCUGUGGAAAGCACGCAACAAGUGGGUAUUUGAAAAAUUUGCUGGGAAUCCAGCUGAUGUACUAUCUCAAGCCAUUACCGCAGCUAAAGAAUGGGAAGGGGCGCAGGUUCAAGUGGAGAAGCGAGUGCUGGUAAGACCAUUGGAGCCUACUGCUCGGACUGACUCCGUCGCACAGUCGGAUGCUGCCUGGUCUUCAGCCACGCAUAAUGCAGGGUUGAGCUGGAUCGUCACAAACCCGGAGCAGAGCAGCUACGGGAAAAGAGGUAUCAGUUUCAUCCCGUCGCCACUGGUUGCGGAGGGUUUAGCACUUAGAGAUGCGGUUACAGCUUGCCAAACCCAAGGAAGGAGAUCAAUAAGAUUUGAAUCUGAUUCUGCCCAAUUGAUCAAGGCCAUCAACAGGAGAGAAGUGCCGCUAGAACUAUAUGGAAAUGUGGAAGACAUACUACAUAUGUCGCUGGUCUUUGAGAGUGCUGUCUUUAGAUGGAUUCCCCGUUUAAAAAACGUAAAUGCAGAUGUAAUAGCAAAGAAUGCUCUGGCUCUGUUCGAACAAGAGGUGGUUGUGGAGUUAAUUCCCCCACCAACCUAA